AUGACGGUGACGUAUACGGCUCGUGUGGCUAACGCCCGCUUUGGUGGCUUCUAUAAGCUCCUGCUGCUGUGGCGGGGCAGUAUAUACAAGCUGUUAUACAAGGAGUUCCUGGCGUUUUUCAUCAUGUACUCGGGCCUCAGUAUAACGUACAGGUUCUGCCUCGAUGAGGAUCAGAGACGCUGUUUUGAGAAAGUCUCACUUUACUGCAAUAACUACGCCAAUCUCAUCCCCGUGUCCUUCGUUCUAGGUUUCUAUGUCACGCUGGUAGUGAACCGCUGGUGGAGUCAGUACCUCUCCAUGCCGUUCCCGGACAGGGUCAUGUGCGCCAUCACCGCCACAGUGCACGGAUCAGACGAGCGAGGGAGAAUGUACCGCAGGACUCUGAUGCGCUACUGCAGCAUGUCCGGUCUCCUCAUCCUGCGCUCUGUCAGCACGGCCGCCUUCAAGAGGUUCCCAACUAUAGACCACGUGGUGGAAGCAGGAUUUAUGACGCGUCAUGAGAGGAAGAGGUUUGAGAAUCUGCGCUCCUCCUAUAAUAAGUACUGGGUCCCGUGCGUCUGGUUCUGCAGUCUGGCAGCGCAGGCGCGGAGUGAGGGCAGAAUCCGAGAUGACCACGCCUACAAAAUGCUUAUAGAGGAGUUAAACGCUUUCCGUGGGCAAUGCAGCAUGCUCUUUCACUACGACUGGAUCAGUGUGCCCCUCGUGUACACUCAGGUGGUGACCAUCGCGGUGUACAGCUACUUUCUGACAUGUCUGAUUGGACGGCAGUUCUUAGAUCCCUCCCAGGGUUACGGCGGCCAUGACCUCGAUCUCUAUGUCCCAGUCUUCACCCUCCUGCAGUUCUUCUUUUAUGCCGGCUGGCUUAAGGUGGCAGAGCAGCUCAUCAAUCCUUUCGGGGAGGACGAUGAUGACUUUGAUACCAACUUCUUGAUCGAUAGGAACUUCCAGGUGUCUAUGCUGGGUGUAGAUGAGAUGUACGGGGAUGUUCCCCUCCUGGAGAAGGAUCGUUACUGGAAUGACUCAGAUCCGCGACCUCCAUACACUGCAGCUACUUUAUUCCAGAAGCUGCAGCCUUCCUUCCAAGGAUCUACCUUUGACAUGGCUAUUGCUAAGGAGGACAUGCAGUUCCAUCACCUCUCGGACAUUGAGGAGAUGAAUGAAGAGACCUAUACCCGUCCGUUCCCUCUCUUCACCCGCCUUCUCCCAGGUGUGGGGCCCUCUCCGCUCUCCUCUUCUGCCGCCCUCACUGCUCCAUCUAUGGCCCCUGAGAGCCAGAUGAGACUGCUGAGACGAUCGACCAGCUCGGCCUCCAGGAGUUCCGACAGCCUGUAUGAGGAGAACCCAGAAGACGCUGAGACGCUUCCUCAUCCUGAGACGCGACCCCCUGAUGUACCACUACAGACCCUGUUCCGUAUUGAAACUCAACAGUCUUUCAUCCCUGUCAGUGAGCAGGCCGCCCAUAUAGCAGAUGCCACUGCUGAUGCCCAAAAGGUGGAGGACAGCGCCCUACCCGAGUCCUCAUGAAUGUAUCAUGAGCUAGAACGGUUAGGUAAAUGGACAAUGUGAAGUUGGACGUGAUUCACCGCUGCAGACCAUUUAUCUCGUGUGCCAAAGACUUUGUAUGUCCG
Messenger RNA from Bufo gargarizans (Asiatic toad), 1628 nucleotides. It is a transcript of the gene BEST2, whose product is annotated as bestrophin 2. Bases 1 to 1524 code for a protein of 507 amino acids. The transcript has 9 exons. Gene Ontology annotation, molecular function: chloride channel activity. Lineage: Eukaryota; Metazoa; Chordata; Amphibia; Anura; Bufonidae. The record is from RefSeq and is a predicted model, not a curated record.